AUUUACGUUUAAAGAAACGGAUAUUUAUAGUUUUUAACAAGUUUCCAAAGUUCAGAAAACAAUUGUUUUUGUCAAAAAAAAACAGGUAAAAAAUUAAGUAUGAAUAGGGCCUUGAUAAGUUUGGUGAAGUUGGAUUAUUAUUCCUAGUCAUUGCCUGACCAUGAUGGAAACAGUAGUGGCCGUAGCCAUUGGUGUAUUGGCUACCAUAUUUAUUGCCUCUCUUGUUGGACUGAUGUAUGUCUGUAAGGUGAAGUGUAAGAAAGUAGACCUCAUAACAUCACAACUGAAGGACACAAGGCCAGAUGUACAGUUAAUAGAAGAUGAUGCACAGUCUAACCCAGCUGAUGUUGAGUUAGAUGAGGUUAGAAUAUCUAAUCCCAGGCUAGAUCAGUUAUUACAAGAUGAACAUUGGGUUGAUGAUGCAACUGGUUUAGUUCCUCAUUGUAUUGCCAUUUUAAAAACCUGUCAUAUUUUGACUGAACGACUAGUUGGUAUGACUAUGGGAAAUGCCCAGAUGAUACGUACCCAAGAAUUACUGACAGAUAUUAUUGCUGUGGCUAAAAGAAUAAGUCCUAGAGUUGAUGAAGUUGUCAAUUCCAUGUACCCACCACUUGACCCAAGAUUACUAGAAGCCAGGUGUACAGCAUUGGUUCUGUCUGUCAGCCAUCUUGUUUUAGUCACAAAGCAUGCUUGUCAGUUCUCUGGUAGUAUGGAUUGGAUUGACCAAUCAUUAGCUGAUAUUGAAGAGCAUUUGAGGGUACUAAGAGAGGCAAGUUCAGAAGAAGAAUUAACUAGAACUUCCUCAUCAUCAGCAUCAGAUGACAGUAAUAUUGAAGUUAUUGAGCCUAAUCAACCACCCAGUGAACAAUCAAAAGUCUAAAUCAGUGCUACAGACUUGAAGAGCCUGUACUCCAUACAAUAGUCUUUUCCCCAAGUGGUUAUUUUUUUUUUUGUUAUGAAUAUUACCUUAUAGAAUGUGUAGGUUGAAAAUUUGUUAAUGAUAUAGGAUAGAAGUUGUUUAAUUACAAUUUCAGAUUUUCUAAAACCAAAUUGAGCAAAUUCUAAUAAUGGGUUAUAAAUGCGCAUCUGGUGCAGGAAAAUUGGUACCAUUAAUGUUAUUAUAGCUAUACAGGUUGUGAAAUUGGGGAAGAUCAUAAUUGCAAUUGUUUAGGAGGUUUUCCACUCAUAUUUGAAUAUAAUUGACAUAUUAAAAUAUACAUGGUUGUUGUAUGACAUAUUAUGCAGGUCAUAAGAUACCACUGAAUACAAUAUAAAAAAAAGAUAUUCAGUUAAGACA
Messenger RNA from Mytilus trossulus (common blue mussel), 1297 nucleotides. RefSeq names its product transmembrane protein 98-like. NCBI's taxonomy places the organism in Eukaryota, Metazoa, Mollusca, Bivalvia, Mytilida, Mytilidae. The record is from RefSeq and is a predicted model, not a curated record. Gene Ontology annotation, cellular component: endoplasmic reticulum. The transcript is spliced from 6 exons. The coding region runs from base 161 to 880 and encodes 239 amino acids.